AUGCCUACUGGAAUAUAUUUGACUGAGGGGCCUGUUCGGAGGUCGCAGGUGAGUGGGAACCCGCUGCUGCGGAAGAUCCAGCGUGCGUGCCGGAUGUCUCUUCCGGAGCCCGACCUGGCGUUGAACCUGGAUGUUGCUGAUUAUAUCAACGAGAAGCAGGGUGCUGCUCCCCGGGAUGCUGUGUUUGCCAUUGUGAAGCUGAUCAAUUGCCAUGAUACGCACACCGCGGUGUUUGCGCUGGCGUUGCUGGACGUUUUGGUGAAGAACUGUGGGUAUCCGGUGCACUUGCAAAUCUCCCGGAAGGAGUUUCUGAAUGAGCUGGUCAAGCGGUUCCCGGAAAGGCCUCCCAUGCGCUACUCCAAGGUGCAGAGGCUGAUUCUGACUGCGAUCGAGGAGUGGUACCAGACCAUAUGCAAGACUGCGAGCUACAAGGACGACCUGGGCUACAUCAGAGACAUGCACAGGUUGUUGAAGUACAAGGGCUAUGCGUUCCCUAAGAUACAGGACGAGCACUUAGCGGUGAUGCGCCCUAACGACCAGUUGAAGACCGCCAGUGAGAUUCAAAAGGAACAAGAGAUCGCCCAGGCAGCCAAAUUGGAGGAGCUAAUCAGACGCGGGAGACCAGAAGACUUGAGAGAGGCCAACAAGCUGAUGAAAGUCAUGGCUGGUUUCAAGGAGGACAACAUUAUCCAGGCCAAACAGACCAUUAACCAUGAGCUGAACAAAUUGAGACGUAAAGCGGACCUGUUGAAUGAGAUGUUGAGUCAAGAACAACCUGACUUGUCAAGUGAAACUAUGGAAGAGCUAUACAGUGCACUAAAAGUGGCCCAGCCAAAAUUCCAGAAGAUCAUCGAAGAAGAGCACGAGGAUGACACGCUAGUGCAGAGUCUUCUUAAAUUCAACGACACUGUUAACCAGUUACUAGAGAAAUACAACUUGUUAAAGAUUGGUAACAAGCAAGCUGCAGCAGCCAUUAACCCAGAGAAUAUCAGUGAAGUGCCUGCAGGUAGCAAUGCAGGUGCUUUGGCUAAUGAAAUUAACUUGAUCGACUUUGAUGAUGAGCCUGCAAGAGAUAGUAGCAACGAUCAACAAGGUGCUUCUAAUGGUAACAACACAUCACUUGAUGACUUAUUUGGUGAUCUCACUUUGGGCCAAGCUGAUACAAACAAUAACAACAACCAAUCCCUAGUCGGAGGUGGUAUUUCUCUAGGUGCUGGUAAACCAUCCGUUGCUACAACUGGUGCCAGUGCUGGUUUGAGUAAUGACAGCUCUGAUCUUUUGGAUUCAGUUUUAGCGUCUCCACCUCCUUCAUUGGUUCAAGCUAGCAACACCCCAGCUUCUACUAAUAUUAGUGCCGCAGAUGACUUGCUAGGUGACUUCGUGUCAAGCCCAUCUCCAGUUGCUAACGCAUCUGCUUCACAAAAGCUUUCGCUGUUUAAAUCAGGUGAUAUAGAGAUUGAGCUUGACCUAGCUAGAGAGUCUGAUUCUACAUUGAAAUUGAAGGUGUUUUUCAAUAACCUUACCUUCCAAACCAUAAAUAAUUUGGUCUUUUCUAUUGCCACACCAAAAUCAGUUCAGCUGAGAUUAGAACCUCAGUCUGGGAACCUGUUAUUAGCAAACUCUAAGGGCGGCAUUACUCAAAAUGCAUGGAUCGACAAUGCACCAACAACAUUGACCAAACCUUUGAAAUUGAAAUGGAAGGUCUCCUAUACUUACAACUCAAGCAAUAAAGAGGAAACUGCUGUUUAUACCUUACCAAAAAUUUGA
This is a messenger RNA of Nakaseomyces glabratus, 1767 nucleotides long. It is a transcript of the gene GGA1, whose product is annotated as ubiquitin-binding protein. Lineage: Eukaryota; Fungi; Ascomycota; Saccharomycetes; Saccharomycetales; Saccharomycetaceae. Gene Ontology annotation, biological process: Golgi to endosome transport; Golgi to vacuole transport; protein transport to vacuole involved in ubiquitin-dependent protein catabolic process via the multivesicular body sorting pathway. Gene Ontology annotation, cellular component: trans-Golgi network. The record is from RefSeq and is a predicted model, not a curated record. Gene Ontology annotation, molecular function: ubiquitin binding; phosphatidylinositol binding.